CUAAGAAUAUAUUAGUAGAAGCACAAGAAAGACAAAAGAUAUAUGCAGAUAAAAGAAGAUGUUUUUGUGAGCUAAAAGAGAAGGAAGGUGUUAGUAUGACAAACCUAACAUCACCAGAGAAUUUAAAAAGAAGAUCAAAGAAGCUCAUACCGAAGUAUAUUGUAUUUCAUGUUUCUUGCUUGAAACCUUAUUAUCACAAUGAAAUUAAAAGAAAAGCAACUCCACCACUGCUACUUUUGUUAAUAGAUCUGAAUGUGAACGCAGAAUAUGAGGGUUAUCUUUUACAUAAUGCUAUAUGGGAACCUUUUAAAAAUCUUGAAAAUUGUAGAUGGUUGGUCGACAACUUUAAAAAGAAAUCAGGUUCAUCUUUAAGUAGUGAAGAGUAUAGAGAAAUAGAUUAUCUUCAAUAUAGUUCAUGUAACGAUUAUGACAAUUAUGAUAAAUAUGAUUCAUGUAAUGAUUGUAAUGAUCAAAAUGAAUAUGAUGAUUAUGAUGAAUAUGAUUUGUGUAAUGAUCGUAAUGAUCAUAAUGAUCAUAACAAAUAUGACGAUCGUGAACU
This is a messenger RNA of Racocetra persica, 559 nucleotides long. NCBI's taxonomy places the organism in Eukaryota, Fungi, Glomeromycota, Glomeromycetes, Diversisporales, Gigasporaceae. The record is from the annotation of a GenBank genome assembly.